AUGUGGCCUAUACCCAACAUGUUCGCAAAAUUAAAACAAAAUCUGAGCGUUAUACACAUUACACUUGGGGUAUUUCCCAUGUAAAUUAAGCUUUAAUUUAACUGUUUAAAAACCCGUCAUUUUCAGUACCCGAUCCUCCUCAGUUGGCUGGCUGGAAUUCUGUUCACAGUAGCUCAUAAUGCCCGCUCCUAUGACGUCAUCUACACGUAUGAUCUGGUGAAAGUUGGCUGGGUAUCCAGGGCCAAAUUCGGGUUGGCCGAGGACAUUUUAUUGGCAGUUAAAAUAAGUCUAAUGACCGUUGGAUUGAUCUGCACUGGGAUUCUGAUGCGACGGAUUUUGCGAUAG
Molecule: messenger RNA, 345 nt
Organism: Bursaphelenchus xylophilus (pine wood nematode)
Lineage: Eukaryota; Metazoa; Nematoda; Chromadorea; Rhabditida; Aphelenchoididae
Source: the annotation of a GenBank genome assembly